Messenger RNA from Eimeria necatrix, 2474 nucleotides. RefSeq lists its product as hypothetical. The annotation marks the transcript as partial. Lineage: Eukaryota; Apicomplexa; Conoidasida; Eucoccidiorida; Eimeriidae. The record is from RefSeq and is a predicted model, not a curated record. Gene Ontology annotation, biological process: proteolysis; DNA integration. Gene Ontology annotation, molecular function: nucleic acid binding; aspartic-type endopeptidase activity. The transcript has 3 exons.
AUGAUGUGUGCGGUAGCGACAGGCCCUAAUGCCAUUCCAGUCUCCCACGAGAUGGGAAACCAACUCCUCCGCACUGCGGGAGGAACCGAUAAGAGCGACGAGCGCGCGGAAGGGACUCAGCCGCUUCCGGAAGCGCGACGGGAGUCUGGGUCAGAGUCGACCCUGAGUGAAGAGACUCCGGACGCGACGAUGAAUAGCAGCAGGAAGUCUGCACAGGCGACAGAAGACGGAAAUAGGUCAGCCGCGACAGAGAUUGUGUCACACUGGUGGAGGGAGACUUGCAUGAAAGAGUCUUACGAUCAAGGGGGAGCGUUGUGCUGUGCGGGUGCGACGGCGGUACUUCGCGUUGAGCUUGUAGGGAGUCCUUGUGAGGCUCUCUUGGACACUGGGGCUUCGACAAGUUUCAUUAGUCCUAAAUUGGUCGAACGACUGCAGCUGAAAGUGCGGAGACUACCAAAGGAACAUAGGUUCACCACUGCUACAGGUGCACAAUUACGCAUUGAUCGGGUAGUGACGGGAUUGACGUUGUGGUGCGGACAUACACGUUUUUCCGGGGACUUUCUAGUGGGACCCGUUCCCUACGACUUAGUCUUGGGUUUGGAUUGGCUGACGGAACACAAGGUGGCCUGGUACUUGCAGUCUGACAAACUCCGAACCUAUGUGAAUGGCCAGUGGUACGAGUUACCAGUCGUUUGGACUGGUGAAUCGACACUGCAAAGUGAUAGUCCCACCGUAGUCCACCCACGGACUCCAGCAGAGCAAGCAUACGAGUAUCUUGGCCAAACAAGUGGCGGUCCUUUGGCCUCAACCGCCUCGGUGACAGCGGAGAGUGACGAGGAGUCCCCCUGGCCUAUGGCAAAACUCGAGCACACUCUAUUCGACGAAUGGAUCAAUUCGACUGAGGCGCAGGAUAUUCCAAGUGAGGUUGCCCAGGUGCUGCACGAGUAUCGGGCGGUUUUUCCCGAUAUCUUACCUAAAGGCUUACUUCCGGAGCGCCCUCAUGAUCAUCAUAUUCUCCUGGCGCCUGGAAAACUUCCAGCGAGAUCUGCAAUGUACCGUAUGACCCCAGAUCAGCUCACUUUCCACAAACAGGAGAUAGCCAAAUUAUCGGAUAAUGGUUGGAUCGGACCGACCUAUUCGCUUAUUUGCUCUCCUACGAUCAUGGUGGACAAGCGUGAUGAUGGCUCUGGGGAGCGGAAGAUGGGGAUGGUUGUCAAUUACCAGGCUCUAAAUGCCCGUACGAUAGCCCCUGAUUUUCCACUACCUCCCAUUCAAACCAUUCUGGAGCUGCUCGGAGGCGCCAAGUAUUUUUCCACUUUGGACCUGGAAGCAGGAUUCCAUCAAAUGCGUAUGGCUAAGGAAGACCGGUGGAAGACGGCUUUCCGGUCCGUUCUCGGGCUAUUCGAGUACCGCGUGAUGCCCUUCGGCCUUAAGGGAGCUCCCGCUACGUUCCAGGCCAAUAUUAAUGCCUAUUUACAACCCUUAUUGGGGCAGGGCGUUAUUGCGUACCUGGAUGAUGUACUUAUCUAUAGUUCCUUACUCGCGUUCUGCAUUCGCAUCACAACCAUGUCACAGCCGGCCAUCGAGGCCAGAAAAAGACCUUUGCGGCUCUCAUUGCUCAUCCCUUCUCGUCGAUGGGCGCACGUGAGCCUCGAUUUCAUCACAGAUCUUCCCCUUACAACGACAGGGCACGACUCGAUCCUUGUCAUGGUCGACUCCCUUAGCAAGAUGGCUCAUUUCGUUCCUGCAAAGAAGUCAUUCACAGCAGCAGACACCGUGGAGCUUCUCGCAGACCGCCUUAUCCGCUAUCACGGUUUUCCAGAGGUGCUCAUAUCGGACCGCGACCCCCAUUUCCAGUCGGAUCUUUGGAACCAACUCUGCCGCCGCUUUAACAUCAAACGGUGCAUGUCCUCGUCCUACCAUCUCCAAAGCGACCCCCAAACUGAAAGGCUUAACCGCACACUGGAGCAGAUGCUUCGUACCUAUAUCAAAUCUGACGAACACGAGCGGGAGCGUUUGCUUCCAGCCUUGGAACUUGCCUACAACACAACAAGCCAUUCAUCCACUGAGCUCUCUCCUUUCGAGGUCAUGAUUGGAGAAAACCCAUUGACUGCGGCGGAACUUGAUAUCGUAGGCGCGUUAGCUCCUACACUCACUCCUUCCAUGACUAAGCUUUUUUGGCAGCUCUGCGACAGAGCGCAAAGUCACAUCCUGAAGGCAAAAUGGCAGCAGAAGUAUUACGCAGACACAAAGCGUCGAGCAGUGGAAUACGCAGUGGGAGAUAAGGUCUGGCUCAGCAGCAAGCACCUACCGCCUUUCAACAGCUGCCCUAAGCUCGAGCCCCGCUACCGCGGACCCUUCGAAGUCCUCGAACGCAUAGGAACUGUUGCUUACCGUCUCGCUCUGCCUCCCACUUAUGAAUGCCAUGAUGUUUUCCACGUUUCGCAGCUAGUUCCCCACCGCCCCCGCCCUGG